AUGAACUUUGCUAUCGCUCACUCUUACAAGACCAACUGGCAGGAGAGCUGGCCUCACGCCUCUGGCGCCACCCCCUCCUGGUCCACAUGGCUCAUCAGCACGCUUGGCAUGUAUCCACUUCCUCCAUCCGCCAAAGCCGAAGCAUCGCUGAGCGACUCAGAUGCGAUCGUUCAGACCUCGCAACCCUCAAAGAUGAGCGAAAAGCCGAUUCCACGUAUGCGAAGCCGGGACCUGGCAAGAUGGUUGAUCCCUCGAGCCUUUGCACCUGUUGCGCUCCACGCUCUCUUUGCAGCUUGGACUCAACAAGCCGGACACCCGCUUCUUGUCUUCGUUUUCUACAGUGCCGCAUUUAAGCUGAUAGCCAUCAACACAAUCCAGCUCUUCCGCGAGCUCGGCAAUCGCCACGGUUUCUUGGAUGGACAAAAGAAGCGCGAUGGCAUUCCAGACGACUCGGUGGGAAAGAUUGCAAUGUCGCUCAUCAACACGGCAGAGAUUCGUUCAGCUAUGGUCUGCAUGCUGGCAUGGGAUUCACGACAGAAACCGCGCGUGCACUGGAUGCUCCCCUUCCAGAUCGCUGCGUAUCCUCUCAUUCUCGACUUUUGGUUCUAUUGGUAUCAUCGGGCCAUGCACGAGAUAGGGUUCCUUUGGCGUUUUCAUCGCACUCAUCACUUGACUCGACAUCCGAACGCCAUGCUAAGUCUGUUUGCAGACGCCGAGCAAGAACUAUUCGACAUUGCCCUCAUACCUAUGCUAACCUACUACACCAUGAGCUUCAUUCCACAUCUCUCUCUGAACUUCUACGACUGGUUCCUGUGCGGAAUCUUCGUCAUGGUCAUCGAAUUAGGUGGUCACUCUGGAGUUCGCAUCAUCGGCACUCCCCCAGCUGCAGCUUUCGGUCUACUUCCCUUCCUCGGCCUCGAGCUCGUCAUUGAGGAUCACGACUUGCACCAUCGACGAGGUUGGAAACGCUCGGGCAAUUAUGGCAAGCAGACACGCGUGUGGGACAAGCUGUUCGGUACCUGUCUUGACAGGGUAGAGUGCCCGGAGAACUCUCGCGAGAGUCACUCUCUCGUCAAAGUGCCCUGGUAA
Ceraceosorus guamensis is the source of this 1089-nucleotide messenger RNA. RefSeq lists its product as hypothetical. NCBI's taxonomy places the organism in Eukaryota, Fungi, Basidiomycota, Exobasidiomycetes, Ceraceosorales, Ceraceosoraceae. The transcript has a single exon. The record is from RefSeq and is a predicted model, not a curated record. Gene Ontology annotation, biological process: ergosterol biosynthetic process. The coding region runs from base 1 to 1089 and encodes 362 amino acids. Gene Ontology annotation, molecular function: C-4 methylsterol oxidase activity; iron ion binding.